CAUGAAGUUAGAUAAAUGUAUAAAAGCCUAGGCUAUGAAGGCAACUUGUUACAGUAUCGAAAGCAAAGUUCACCCAAAGUGACGCAAAGUUAAUACAGAAAAGAGUACGAUAAGCUGAGUGCGGUUCAAAGUUAUGGAAAAUAUAUUUUCGCUGUUCACCGUUUUGGUUGUGUAUACAAGCAUAAGUUAUGCCUCACAUCAUGGCUUUGAUGAGUCAUCAUUUGGCGGUCAUCAUCCCAUUGAAACGCACUCUGAGGUCUCCAAGCAUGUGCCGGUUAAAGUAAUCGAGAAAGUACCACUCUCAAUACCGCACCCGGUACCUGUAGAGGUGCCGAAUGUUAUACGCAUACAAAUACCCGAACCAUAUGCAGUGCAUGUGCCCGUGGAACAAGAGAUUCAAGUGCCCACAUAUAAUAUUGUGCCAGAGAUAACCGAAAAACGUAUACCCUACACAGUCGAGAAGCCAUAUCCGGUGGAAGUGGAGCGCCCAUACCCCGUAGAAGUGGUGAAACAGAUUAAGAUUCCAGUACCAAAACCAUAUCCGGUGCCAAUUACUAUUUACAAACAUGUUGUGCAGAAGGAUCAUGGUUGGGAUAAAUAAUAGAGAGUGUAGAGAUCAGAAGUUAUAGAUGGGCGUGGGUGUGCAUGAAA
Zeugodacus cucurbitae (melon fly) is the source of this 651-nucleotide messenger RNA. Its product is annotated as titin. NCBI's taxonomy places the organism in Eukaryota, Metazoa, Arthropoda, Insecta, Diptera, Tephritidae. The record is from RefSeq and is a predicted model, not a curated record. The transcript has 2 exons. The coding region runs from base 134 to 601 and encodes 155 amino acids.